Messenger RNA from Dicrocoelium dendriticum, 228 nucleotides. The record is from the annotation of a GenBank genome assembly. NCBI's taxonomy places the organism in Eukaryota, Metazoa, Platyhelminthes, Trematoda, Plagiorchiida, Dicrocoeliidae.
AUGCACUUCAGACCCUUGGGGGGCUACUUUGGAAGCCAUCAGGUACAUUUCUCACUUUCAAAUCCCAGGCUCUCCUUAACAGGGUCACGCUGUUUUCUUACAGCACCACUCUUAUCCCAUUCACUUUCCAACAUCUCUCAAUGCGCACAUCGUGAUGCUCUCAGUCCUCUGAGGAACCAGCGUCCAUAUCGUGUUCGGCCACCGUUUAUGCCACGUCACACAAAGUGA